CUCGUUACCCCUAAACGAUGGCUCAGGCUGUUGGCCUAGCUUCUAUGCUUCCUGUUGACGAGGACAUGGAGAUGACGGAAUCGGGCACAGAAAAUGCUGCAGAGGUACUUCAUCGAAGUGUCUUCUUCAACGUAUCCAUCGAUGACGUAACGAAACUCUUAUCAGGGGCGUUUCGCGAUACGGGUUCGGGGGAGGUGGCAAAUUUCACAUCAGCGCAAUUAAGGGAAUUUUCUCUGGACUUCAAAGAUAGAAUUGGUCCUUUUCAUUUUGGUGCGGUUUAUCGUGGAAAUAUUAAUGGCAAAACUCCUGGGAGUGUUCUUCUGAAGAUUUGGGAUGAUUACUAUGCAAUAUACUUGGAGACUCGUGAAAAUCCAAACAUAUUCAUUGAUGAAGAAGCAAUGUUCUUGAAGGACAAAGCGAUUGCUUCCCAUCCGAGUUUUCCAAAGGUGAUUGGUAAAUGCUGUUCAGAAAACCUCAGGGGUGUUGUCUAUGAUCUUGAUCCACUGGAUUCCCUGCAAAAUAUGAUGCCAAAAAACAGUUUUGGCUGGGCUCAGAGGAUCAGGGUUGCUGUUAAACUUGCUCAGCUCCUAGAAUUUUUACACUGUCAAGAAAAUCCAUAUGUGGUGCUGAAUCUCAGUGCACAGCACAUAAUGUUGGACCAUGUGAGUAGCACGGUGAUUAGAUAUGGUAAACAUAAGCCAUGCCUGGCAAUGAUUUAUUGUCAUGCUGAUUAUUAUAAUUGCUUUUUCCCUUUGAAAUUAGAUGUUAAACCCAGUGCUCAUUGACUUUGGUUUGCUGAGUGGAGGAGUGAUUGGAGAACUAAGCUUCAUAAAAAAACGUGUAGCCCUACCUCAAGGUUAUGGUGACCCAGAUUACGUAAUGGGUGCUCCUUUGCAUCCGUGUUGCGAUGUCUAUGUUUAUGGCAUGAUACUGGUUGGGAUCAUAGCCAAAAGGAUUGUUAAGGAGGAAGAUCUGGAUAGAUAUGCUCCUGCUCUGGAUUUUUGGGCCGAAAAGGAGUACAAGUCUGGCGUUCCACUUGUCCACAAAAGCCUAGAGUCAGAAUGGGGAUUUCAUGCAACUGAUGCUUCUUCGUUAACUGAAUUGGCUAUGUGGAGCAUGAGAGCAUACGGAGCUGAUCGGCCAACUAUGACACAAGUAGUAGAUCAUUUGAAGAAAUUACAAAUCGUUAAGGACCUAGUAAUUGUGUGAAGCUAAGUCGUAGCCAAUGUCACCUUGGCCCUAGCAGUAAGAAAAUGAAAUAUUCUGUUUACAAAAUGGUAAAGUGGUUGUACCGUAUCUAGUAGUUAAUUUGUUUUAGAUUAUUUGCUUUUAUUCUCUCCGUCUAUUGACUCUAUCCGCAUGUUUAGUACAUAUAGCUGACCUUAGCAUGGUAGUUUUGGAUCGAUA
Molecule: messenger RNA, 1407 nt
Organism: Oldenlandia corymbosa var. corymbosa
Lineage: Eukaryota; Viridiplantae; Streptophyta; Magnoliopsida; Gentianales; Rubiaceae
Source: the annotation of a GenBank genome assembly